AAUUUGCCUGGCGGGCACCCACAGCAGAUCUUUCCCAGGAGGUCAGAGGAUCCCUCUGAUGGGCAGCUGAUGGGACAGCCUUGUGCCCUGCAGCAGGAAGACGUUAUGUGAGCUGCUGUGUUAGUCCUCUGGAUCCUCAUGGUAUGCCUGAAGGACAGAUCUCUGCAUGUUCUGAAUGUGUCAGGUUGUCCUCAUGAAUACUCCCGUGGAGGAUGUCCCUGAUCUUCUUUGCCUGCGUGGUGAGGGUGAGGGAUGGGCUUCCCCUGUCGGCCUCCACGGAUUUCCAUUUCAACCAGGACUUUCUGGAAUGCAGGAGGAGAUUAAAGGCUUUAUCCUCAGGCCUGGCACGGUACCCAAGCCGAGGCACAGCGAAGGGACGGAACCUGAGCAUCCACUUCCUCUCCUCUGGGGAUGUUGCCUGCCUGGCAAUCUGUUCCAGCAGCUACUCCACCAUCAUGGCCUUCUGCUUCCUGGAGGAUCUUCUCUGGGAAUUCACUGCUUCCUACGACACAACCACCAUCAAUUUGGCUUCCAGGCCCUACGCCUUCAUUGAGUUUGAUAACACCAUUCAGAAGGUGAAAUCCCAGUUCAACAGUACCCGUGGCUCUCGAGCCAAGGCCAGCUGGGAGAAGGUGGAGGAGGAGCUGAAAUUCCAGCCCCCGGUUCAGCUGGAACUGGAGGACACGGAGCUGCUGAACGGGGUGACCAAUGGUGGGCCCUCAGGAGUCCAUGUGGAGGUUGUCCCUUCUUACAGAAUGCAGCCUGUGACCCCCCUGGGGAUCCUGUCACUGGUCCUGAACAUCAUGUGUGGGGCUCUGAACCUCAUCCGAGGAGUCCACCUGGCAGAGUAUUCAUUUCAGGAGGACCACGAAGGAAUUGGGAACGUGAUAGCUUUUUUUGUACCUUUUCUAGCCUGUGUUUUUCAGUGUUACUUGUACCUCUUCUACAGCUCUGGCAGGAAGGUGAAGACAUUCGUGCUCCUCUUCUGCGUCUGUUUUUGCAACAUCCACCUGUAUGGGCUGAGGAACCUCUGGCAAAUCGCCUUCCACAUGGGAGUGGCGUCCCUUUCCUCCCACCAGAUCCUGGCAAGGCAGCUCCUGGAGAAACAGCCUGACUGUGGCGUGUGAGAACACACUUGGGCUUUGCUGCUCGAUUUUUACAACUGGCCGUUUUUAAUUUGUUGUAUUCCCCUGGCCAAAACUAGCUGGGGGGGGAUUUUUAGGGAUUUGUGGCUGUUGCAAGGAGGGUGGUUCCCAGCCACCUGAAAUAAAGUAGGAUGCUGGAAUCACGUCCAGCACGCAGGGAGCGAGGAGUGUCGC
Messenger RNA from Empidonax traillii (willow flycatcher), 1319 nucleotides. RefSeq names its product SEC22 homolog C, vesicle trafficking protein (gene SEC22C). The transcript has 8 exons. Gene Ontology annotation, biological process: endoplasmic reticulum to Golgi vesicle-mediated transport. Lineage: Eukaryota; Metazoa; Chordata; Aves; Passeriformes; Tyrannidae. The coding region runs from base 213 to 1127 and encodes 304 amino acids. The record is from RefSeq and is a predicted model, not a curated record.